Ilex paraguariensis (yerba mate) is the source of this 318-nucleotide messenger RNA. Lineage: Eukaryota; Viridiplantae; Streptophyta; Magnoliopsida; Aquifoliales; Aquifoliaceae. The record is from the annotation of a GenBank genome assembly.
AUGCACAAUCAUCUCGGCAGUUAUGAGUGCAAGCUCUGUUUGACACUGCACAACAAUGAGGGGAAUUACUUGGCCCAUACACAGGGGAAGCAGCACCAGACGAACUUGGCCAAGGGAGCUGCUCGCAAGGCCAAGGAAGCACCAGCUCAGCCUCAGCCUCACAAGCGGAAAGUCACUCUUCGAAAAUUAGGAUUCCUAAUGCCAACCCCCAUAUUGCAAAUACUAAACAAUUUGAGAAUGGUGGCGUAUGUCACUUCGACAAUGCUUCUCGACAAAGCAGUGACAAAAAUUCUACAGGUCAAUUUACAAGAUACAUAG